Messenger RNA from Acanthosepion pharaonis, 552 nucleotides. The record is from the annotation of a GenBank genome assembly. NCBI's taxonomy places the organism in Eukaryota, Metazoa, Mollusca, Cephalopoda, Sepiida, Sepiidae.
AUGUCAGAUUUGAUAGACAAGUCGGAGAUCCCAACAGGUAGAGAUACUAUCUAUCUAUCUAUCUAUCUAUCUAUCUCCGUCCUUUCAUAUAUAUCUGUCUGUCUGUCUAUCUAUCUAUCUGCCUAUCUAUCUCAGUCUGUUCAUAUCUAUAUCAUCUCCUCAUAUCUAUCUAUCUAUCUAUCUAUCUAUCUAUCUAUCUAUCUAUCUAUCUAUCUAUCUAUCUCCGUCCUUUCAUAUCUAUUUAUCUAUCUAGCUAGCUAUCUCCGUACUUUCAUAUCUAUCUAUCUAUCUAUCUAUCUAUCUAUCUAUCUAUCUAUCUAUCUAUCUAUGUCCUUUCUAUCUAUCUCCAUUUUUCAUCUAUCUAUCUAUCUAUCUAUCUAUCUAUCUAUCUAUCUAUCUAUCUCCGUUUGUUGUCAUCUCUCUCUCUCUCUUCCACGCCUCAUCUGUGAAGACAGCAAUAUCAACAAGAAGGGUGCUUUCCUUUUAUUUGACUGUAGUACAUUUACCCUUGCCGCUGCUGUCUGGAGUGGUCUAUUCCGAUCGUGCGUUUGA